Messenger RNA from Ceratotherium simum simum (southern white rhinoceros), 2523 nucleotides. The record is from RefSeq and is a predicted model, not a curated record. NCBI's taxonomy places the organism in Eukaryota, Metazoa, Chordata, Mammalia, Perissodactyla, Rhinocerotidae.
UGACGUGCGGGGACUGCGGUGGGCCCGGGUGCUGCGGCUGCCGCAGCGCUAGCCGCGGCUCCGGCUCCGGCUCCGGCUCCCGGGCAUUUAAAGGGGACGCGGCGGCGGCCGGGGGGAUGGGGGGCAGGUGGAGAGGACGGCCCAGACGCACAUCAUCCACGGCCCCUCGGGACUGGAGGGACUCGUGAGCCGGAGCCCAGAAAUCCGGGGGUGGAUAAGACACCGCGUCCCCCCCAAUUCCCGUAAGCACCCCUUGCUCCAUCCUGCCCCCAAAUACCUCAGCUAGCCCCUCUCCCCACUCUUUGCACUCCAAACUCAGCCAGGACAGACCUCUACCGCCGCCGCUCCCCAAGUGAGUCCUGGGCUCUCCGAGCCUGUGCGAGAGGCUCAGAGAUCCUGCCCCCCUUUUCUCUGAGGAACUCUUUUUGGUGACCACAAAAGGAUUUGAUCACUCAGGACAAAGCUGCCAGAGGAGCUCUGGACGACGCCUGGAGGCCACCCAAGUCCCUACAGGUGGUGCCCAGGGUGAUGCACCGACAAUGAGCGGGUGUUUUCCAGUUGCCGGCCUCCGAUGCCUGUCUAGGGUAUGUCGUGGCCUGGCACGGGAGGCUCCUACCUCCCCAAUCCCCACUGCUUCUCCUGUUGCCCACCUGCUUCGGACUCUGGCAGGAACCCCACCUGGUGACACGUUCCACCUGGGGAACUGGUCUUGGAUGUGCCAGCGCCUCUGGCCGUGUCCCGCUAACCAGCCUGUCCCGGGCCGGCUCCCGCCGCGCCCCCUCUCGCUUGCUCUCUCCUCCUCCUGCUCCUCUCCUCCCCGCUCCCAGGACGGCGGGAUGGCCGCGCAGGGCGCGCCUCGCUUCCUCCUGACCUUCGACUUUGACGAGACCAUCGUGGACGAAAACAGCGACGACUCGAUCGUGCGCGCCGCGCCGGGCAAGCGGCUGCCAGAGAGCCUGCGCGCCACCUACCGCGAGGGCUUCUACAACGAGUACAUGCAGCGCGUCUUCAAGUACCUGGGCGAGCAGGGCGUGCGGCCGCGGGACCUGCGCGCCAUCUACGAGGCCAUCCCCCUGUCGCCGGGCAUGGGCGACCUGCUGCAGUUUGUGGCCAAGCAGGGCGCCAGCUUCGAGGUUAUUCUCAUCUCCGAUGCCAACACCUUCGGCGUGGAGAGCGCACUGCGCGCCGCCGGCCACCACGACCUGUUCCGCCGCAUCUUCAGCAACCCGGCGGGCCCCGACGCGCGGGGGCUGUUGGCGCUGCGGCCCUUCCACACGCACAGCUGCGCGCGCUGCCCCGCCAACAUGUGCAAGCACAAGGUGCUCAGCGACUACCUGCGCGAGCGGGCCCACGACGGCGUGCACUUCGAGCGCCUUUUCUACGUGGGCGACGGCGCCAACGACUUCUGCCCCACGGGGCUGCUGGCGGGCGGCGACGUGGCCUUCCCGCGCCGCGGCUACCCCAUGCACCGCCUCAUCCAGGAGGCGCAGAAGGCCGAGCCCAGCUCCUUCCGCGCCAGCGUGGUGCCCUGGGAAACAGCCGCCGACGUGCGCGUGCAUCUGCAGCAGCAUCCCCAAAGGGAAAAAAAGCCCGAGGGAACAGUCGCCUCCUGGUGGUGGAACGAGGUAGCACACUGUCCGGCUUGGGGCCGGCCAGCCAGGGACCUCGCAGCGUGCGGUGGUGUCUCCUGGCACCCCAGCCUCGUCUAUGCAGCAAGAGACCAGGGACUUAACCAAAGUCGCCUCGCGGGCUGGGCCCUCUGCGCCCCCCUCCUCCCGUGUGGAACAGAAAGCCAUGAUAUUUUAAAGCAGAGCCAGCGGAACCCAAGCCCCUCCUCCCUCUUUGGUGUUUUAGAGCUAUAAAGGAGGUGAAGGGGGAAGAGGUGACUGAGAUCUCUCGCGCCGCAGUCUAAGGGGUGAGGGUGAGGUGGUCUCUGCUCUCAGAGAGCCCCACUUAAGUGAGGGAGUUAGUCCCCACUCUUGGAGGAGUGCCCAGCUUAAGGAACCAAGACUGAACACAUAACACACAGCAAGCAACAGGCCGAAGAACAAGGUGCAGUCAAUCGUUGCAGAGAGGCAUCAGGGGUCUAGUGUAGAGGGCACCUAAUGAGAACCCAGGAAAUGGGAGACACGGCUGCUAGGGGCAGGCAGAGGAGGGCUCAAUAAUUAGCAGGAGGCUUAAAACUGGGAUGCCUUUCAAUCCCUCCCGUCUCUGGCCCCCUAGCCCUGCAGGGCAGUUGUCAAGAGGGUCAGAGUUUUAUUCAGAGUUGGCACUUGCAGCUGGAGACCCCACCCUGCGUGGAGUAGGGGUCCUCUCCUGUCUACUUGGUGGACAAGGUCACCAAACUCCUUGGCUUUCAGUUCUUUCCUGUCUGCAGCAGGCCUCCGGGUACCUCUCUCCCCAGGACCCCUUCCCAUCACAGUGUGGGAAAGGGGCAGACACAGCUCACAGCCCAAGAGGUGGGCAGGCCUAGUCCAGCCUCGACCUUGGAGCUGGCUUUGGCCUGGGGCUCGAGAGGCUCAC